Messenger RNA from Gasterosteus aculeatus aculeatus (three-spined stickleback), 1441 nucleotides. It is a transcript of the gene grpel1, whose product is annotated as GrpE-like 1, mitochondrial. NCBI's taxonomy places the organism in Eukaryota, Metazoa, Chordata, Actinopteri, Perciformes, Gasterosteidae. Gene Ontology annotation, cellular component: PAM complex, Tim23 associated import motor. Gene Ontology annotation, molecular function: protein-folding chaperone binding; adenyl-nucleotide exchange factor activity; protein homodimerization activity. The record is from RefSeq and is a predicted model, not a curated record. Gene Ontology annotation, biological process: protein import into mitochondrial matrix; protein folding.
CCGCCACUGUCGUCACUAUUCCGCGUCCCAUGAGCGUGUGUUCCAUUGAGGUUGUAGCAGUGUGUUUUAGACUAAAAAUGGCGAGUUUUUGCGUGCGAGCUGUGAGACGGAGCUACUCACGUGUAGCUUUACCUGCGUUUAUAAGAGCAUAUCCACGAUUGCUUUGCACAGCCACCCAGCAGAAGAAUGGCAACGUGUCAGACGGGGCUGAGAAGCCGGAGCAAAGUGCAGCAGAAACACUCCUGCUGGAGGAGAAGAGCCAGCUGGAGGACCAGCUGAAGGACAUGACGGAGAAGUACAAGCGGGCGUUAGCGGACACAGAAAACCUCAGAACGAGGACACAGAAGAUGAUAGAAGAUGCUAAAUUAUACGGAAUCCAGGGCUUCUGUAAGGAUCUGGUGGAGGUGGCCGACAUCUUGGAAAAGGCCACAGAGAGUGUGCCCAAGGAGGAGGUGACCACCCAGAACCCUCACCUGAAGAACCUGUUUGACGGUCUGGUGAUGACAGAGGUCCAGAUCCAGAAGGUCUUCAUCAAGCACGGCCUUGUCAAGCUCAACCCAGACGGCGAGAAGUUUGACCCCUACGAGCAUGAGGCACUCUUUCACGCACCAGUGGAUGGCAAGGAACCUGGCACUGUCGCCAUGGUAACAAAAGUGGGUUACAAGCUUCACGGUCGUACCCUCAGGCCAGCAUUAGUGGGCGUGGCCAAAGCCCCUUUAAAGUGAAGGUUUUAACUGCGACAUUGGGAUUUGCUUUGUUCCCUGAGUGACUUGUGAGCUCAAGUACAACAGUCUGGUUGAGUGUCACAGAGACGGUAAACCAACUGAGCUGGACUUUGUAUCAGGACAAUAUCCAACAGCUUUUAACAGAAAUAUUAAAGUACACUAUGUCUUUACAGUAAAUCCCCAGCUUGUAAUGUUAUUCAUUCCAGAGUCAGUUCUUGUCAGCCUCACUACGUCAUAGAGAGAGGCUUUAUGUCUCUUACAACCACCAACCCUAACUGAAAGACACCGGUUAAACAUGAGAAUGAUCAAGUGAUCAUGGUCCUAUGAUGUGAAAUCCAUCCACAAAUUGAGCAGUACUUGAGCAGUAGUUCUGAACUGUAAGUAUCAUUCCUGACUUUUGUUUAAUGCUCUAAUAAUCUUGAACUUUAUUAUUCAAUUUGAUUAUUUUUGAGUGUUAAAUUGAUUCUGUGAAUAAAGGGAGGAGCAGGAGGCUACUUGAAUAUCUGACGAAAGGAUGCAAUGUUACUUUGAAUGGAGUUAGUUGUGCUUCCCCGAGGCUUCCUGGUAAAUGCAUCCAUCUCUUGUUCAUUUGGAUGCGAUCAAGCUGUGGUGGGCCAGCUUUCGGCAUUGUGACAUUAAUGUCUCUUUAAUGGAAACCAUUAGAAGGAUUGUGUUAUAUUGGCUGUCACAGCAUCAGAAUAAAUUGAUCAACUUUG